GAGCUCCUGAGAGCGACCCAUUCUUUCACCAAUGUUUGUAGAAGCCGUCUGCAUGCCUAGGGGCUUGAUUGUAUACACCUGUGUCCAUGGAGGGGGAGGGGGAGGGGGAACACCUGAAUCACAUGAUAUGGAGGGGAUUGGAACACCCGAAUCACAUGAUAUGGAGGGGAUUGGAACACCUGAAUCACAUGAUUGGGAGGGGAUUGGAACACCUGAAUCAUAUGAUAUGGAGAGGAUUGGAACACCUGAAUCACAUGAUAUGGAUGGGAUUGGAACACCUGAAUCACAUGAUUGGGAGGGGAUUGGAACACCUGAAUCACAUGAUUGGGAGGGGAUUGGAACACCUGAAUCACAUGAUAUGGAGGGGAUUGGAACACCUGAAUCACAUGAUUUGGAGGGAUUGGAACACCUGAAUCACAUGAUUUGGAGGGGAUUGGAACACCUGAAUCACAUGAUUUGGAGGGGAUUGGAACACCUGAAUCACAUGAUUUGGAGGGGAUUGGAACACAAAGCAAACCUACUGUUUUGUCCUGCAUGUGGUAACACUGGUUCACUUGAAUAUAUUAACAUAUUGGGCAGCAACCUGGACUUCAACCUUCAGUAGUUUAGUGUAUUUGGAUCAAUGA
Molecule: messenger RNA, 626 nt
Organism: Staurois parvus
Lineage: Eukaryota; Metazoa; Chordata; Amphibia; Anura; Ranidae
Source: the annotation of a GenBank genome assembly